AUGAGGACCUGGUGGCUUUUGCUCGCCAUUGGGAUCUGCGCAGUGGCCAUAAACUCGCAGGACACGUGCCGGCAAGGGCACUCUGGCAUCCCUGGAAACCCUGGUCACAAUGGCCUGCCAGGAAGAGAUGGACGAGAUGGAGCCAAGGGGGACAAGGGAGAUGCAGGAGACCCAGGACGUCCCGGAAGCCCAGGGAGGGACGGAACCAGUGGACAGAAGGGAGACCGAGGAGCAGAUGGAAACGUGGAAUCAAAGGGCAUCAAGGGUGACCCAGGCUCGAGAGGGUCCCCUGGGAAGCAUGGUCCCAAGGGACUGGUCGGACCCAUGGGAGAGAAAGGUCUUCAGGGAGAGCCUGGCCCUCAGGGGCCCAAGGGGGACAAAGGGGACGUGGGCCUCACGGGUCCUCAGGGCCUCCGGGGCCACACUGGGCUUCAGGGUCCCGUGGGGGUUCCUGGCCCCGAGGGCCCCCCUGGAAAGCCUGGUCCCAAGGGAGAAGCAGGACCCGUGGGGCCCCAGGGAGAGCCCGGAGUCCGGGGAAUACGAGGCUGGAAAGGAGACCGGGGCGAGAAGGGGAAAGUCGGGGAGACGCCGAUGCUGCCCAAGAGCGCGUUCACGGUGGGCCUCACAGUGCUGAGCAAAUUCCCCCCGUCCGAUGCCCCCAUCAAGUUCGACAAGAUCCUGUACAACGAGUUCAGCCACUACGACGUGGCCACGGGCAAGUUCACCUGCCACGUGGCCGGGGUGUACUUCUUCACGUACCACAUCACCGUGUUCUCCAGGAACAUCCAGGUGUCCCUGGUCAGAAACGGGGUGAAAGUCCUGCACACCAAGGAUGGCUACAUGAGCUCCGAGGACCAGGCCGCGGGGGGCGUGGUGCUCAAGCUCAGGCUGGGGGACGAAGUGUGGCUGCAGGUGGCAGGUGGCGAGCGGUUCAAUGGCCUGUUCGCCGACGAGGAUGAUGACACCACGUUCACUGGCUUCCUCCUGUUCGGAGACCCCAGCGCCGACACCACCACCUUGCCUCCAGCUCCGGGAAGCCUUCGCAGGAGUGAUGAGCCUUGGCCCAACCCCGCGCGCGUCACUGGAUGCUUAGUGUCAGCUUCUCCCUGCCGUCCUGCUCCUGCCAAUGAGUGUGACAAUUGCUGCGAGAAGGUGACCGUCCCCAUGAGACCAGGGAUUGUGGUUUAUAUGGUGGUAUUAGAUGCCUUUGGGAAGUAUAAGAUGUACUGCAGCUUCAGCCUGGGCCGUGGUGCCCCCGAGGGAUUUCAUGUCGCACAGGAGAAAGCCUUGAGAGCCACGGAGGUGCUGGUGGAGCAAGCAUGCAGCACCCCGCCUGGGCCCCAGACUGUGCGCAUCUUCGAUGAGCUCUCGGAUGCCCUGUGCAGAGUGGCUGACCUGGUAAGACGUGUCAUCUGCGGCUUGCAAUGA
Messenger RNA from Carlito syrichta (Philippine tarsier), 1428 nucleotides. Its product is annotated as complement C1q and tumor necrosis factor-related protein 9A. Bases 1 to 1428 code for a protein of 475 amino acids. The transcript is spliced from 6 exons. Gene Ontology annotation, molecular function: protein binding. NCBI's taxonomy places the organism in Eukaryota, Metazoa, Chordata, Mammalia, Primates, Tarsiidae. The record is from RefSeq and is a predicted model, not a curated record.